AUCGAGGAUCGUCGCCGUGUGAGGAGGUAGAGCGCGGAGCACGCGCAGGAGCCACGCGUGUGUCCGGUUAUCGCUGGACGAACAGUUGGGCACGAGCGCGAUCAAGAAGGUAAAUACGCACUGGAAGGUGGCAGCGAGAGGGGUAACGAGGGUCACGGAGUUGAACCUAAGGGUGGCAUCAUGGACUCUGAUCAGCAACAGUUCUGCCUCAAGUGGAACAGUUUCGGCACGAAUCUAUUAACGGCAUCCUUGAACUUAUUCAAAAACGAGAGUCUCACCGAUGUCACCCUGUUCUGCGAGGGAGUUACGUUCAAAGCACACAGAUUAAUCCUCGCAGCAUGCAGCAAGCACUUUCAGGAGCUCUUCGAAGGAAUGCCGCCUUCUCCCGCGGGACUGAUCGUUAUUCUCGACGGGACGAGCGCCCACGAUAUGGAGUCCCUACUCGAAUUCAUGUACCGUGGAGAGGUACACGUGUCCCAGGAAUCCCUUACCUCCUUCUUCAAGGCAGCUGAAUGCCUUCAAGUUAAGGGUCUGUCGAUCGAGCAGGAGAAGCUGGCGGUAGCACAAACGCACGCCGCGGAGAACAACAAUGCUUCCGCGGACGUAGGAGGCGGCAGCGGCAGCGGGGUCGGCGGCGGGGGUGGAGGCGGCGGAGGCGGUGGUAGCACCGGUGGUAACGUCGCCAGUGGCGUCGGCGGUACCGUCGGCGCUGGUAGAAUCGGCAACGGGGGUAGCGGUGGCGGCGGAGGUGGCGUCGGCGAAGUGAGCGACUUGAGCGAGGCGGGCGAAGCCACUAUGGUCAGGAACAUCAUGAAGAGAACCCCGACGCCGGCGCCGUCGCCCGCACCGGCGCACACCGUGCCCAACAUGUAUUCCACUCCGCACUACUACGAGAGCCCGCUGAAGAGGCUGAAGAGAUCGCCGAACAACGUCGAUAUGCUGGGAAGAGCGAGCGUGUUGCGCGACGGCGCCGACUUCCGGCCCAAGUCCGCCCCGGACACGCUCCUGCUGGAGAAUCAUUUCUACACACCGUAUCCCCUUCCCACCGAGGCGCCCGCGCAUCCACACACCGCGCCCCACACGCCUACGGAACUGGAGCAGGAGCUGGAACGAGCGCGGUCCGAGGAACGCAACAACUGUGAUCACAGGGAGAGCGUUGCCGAAGAUCUUCGGAUAAAACAAGAGCCGGUGGCGAUGACCGAUCAAGAGAGGGCGGACAAUUUAGCGGAGAGAUUGUCCAGCGAGGCGUACACCGGACGGGGGUACGACGGCGGCUCGUACAGCCAGAACUCGGACCAUCUGUCGCAAGGAAGUCCGCAGCUGGGUCCGGCGGCGGCGGUGGUGACGAUGCCGCCGGCUCAUCCACCGACUCCCGAUCUGAGUCCCGCGCCCACCACGCCCGCUGUCUGGAACAGGAGGCUCAACAGGGCCGGCACUGUCUCCACUCCCGAUGGUAGGAAACUGAAGUGUCCCUACUGCGAAAGACUGUACGGCUACGAGACGAACUUGCGCGCCCACAUACGGCAACGUCACCAAGGCAUCAGGGUGCACUGUCCGCAUUGCACGCGCACGUUCACCCGGAACAACACCGUCAGACGGCACAUCGCGCGGGAGCACAAGGAUGUCGCCUUCAACCUGAAGGCGUUCCAGCAGUCGAAUCAUUCGCUCUCGGACAUUGUGCCGCAGUAACAACGUCUUCGGCGUCGCUGUCGUCCUCGUCGCCACCGCAGCCGUCGGAGCUACCCACGGGACCACCGGCCCACGGAUACUGCGAACGGGACGAGACGAGAGGAGAGGCUGCAGUAGGUACCUUCGUUUUCCCGUCGCCAGCGAACGCCGUCCCGGUCCCUCGUCACGAGGACGACCCUUUCCGUGCGCUCCCGUCGAAAUGUCGCGUCACGAGGCAACGACGUUUGCCGAAAGAGAGAGAGAGAGAGAGAAACAAACGAGAUGAUUAGGAUUUAGAUUGUAGGAAAGGAAAAGAGACGUGAGAUAUAGAAAGAGAGAGAGAGAGAGAGCGCGGAACCACAAUGCGCACAGAGCAGCGCCUCGGACACGCUCGCGAAAACGCUACGAACCACAAAACUAGUCAAUGAAAGUGCAACGGUCAAGUAAGGUUUAUUAACUAGAGCUUUUUAACGGGCGAGAGAGAGCGAGAGAGGGAGAGAGAGAAUGAAAGAAAGAGAUAGCGAGUGAGGAUACAGAGCGUCAAUACAGUUACACGUAGCGCAGGUCGGCGUCGGGCGGAAACCUCGGGCGCUCGCCAGCGAGCGGAGAGAUCAUUCGGAGCGGAGUGUGCAUUCGUAAACGCGUGGCGUCAGAUGCGCACGCGGAAUACACGAGAGACGUGCGCUCGAGUCUUACCUCAGUGACGAUCCGUAAGACUCGAAACGGUAAUAUCUGCCUUCGGAUUCCCGCGCAGGUCGCGUCCGAGAAAACACACACGCACACGAUACAUCGGUACACGAGAUUUCGUUUGCGAAUGCACGCGUCCGAGAGGGUGUUCCGGCGAUAUUUUGGCGCGAGCACGUUCCGCACGACGUUCCGCGAAGCGCACGCGAGAAACAAUGCAGAACUCAGGUAAACUAACGUGGCACCAACAGCCAGAGCGCUGACUUUUUGAUAGUUCAACAUUACAUUACCAUAGAAUCGAUUUACUCGUCGUCGCGUUGAAACCGUUAACGCCGUUAACCGAUACGUCUUUCUGGUACUACUACGCUAUUACUACUUCUACUACUACUACAACUACUAUUACUACUACUAUUACUACUACUACUGCUACUACUAUCGCUAUUGAGAGAGAAGUCGAGCCUAGGAUCGUGUGACACUUGGGUAAUAUCUAUCCAACGUUACACCACGCGCCCAGUGCCAAACCAGACGCUUUCCACCCCCUCUUUUUUUUUCUACUCUAGAUAGUCUCUAUUACUCAACAGACACAUACAGACACAUGUUACCAGCAGACAGAACCGACAUUUCGUUUUCGCCUUUCCGUGCACACACACACAUCCACACGCACACGUACACGUGACAAAUAUUCUCUCCACCGUCGUGUUAACGAUGGUCAUCACGGUGACGCAUAUCCGAAGUCGCGCCGAGACGACACCCCGACGACACAUACGCACUCACACACCUUUUGUACAGAUACGAUUUUAUAGAACGUUUAUGAGAUUACUGCGAUUCUAGGGCGGACGACUGUCGUGCGAUUAGCCGCGGGAGUGCGCGCGACUGCCCACCGACACUUCUUGGCGAAUGCGGAGGCGCGGGUCGGAACGUCGGAACGAGCAAUAAAUCGCCGAUAAAUCGCCGCUUGUUAAUCACUUUCUUCACACCGACGCCGAUCUUUUUACCUCUCCUCGUCCCCCGCGAAUAAGCGACGAGAUCACGCCGAGAUCCGUCGCAUUUCGCCACGCAUUCGCCACGGAAGUCUCCCGGCAGCGGUGCCCCCGCGGGCGAAACGAUCACUACCACUUUGUUACCUGUUUACAAUGUUUAAAUGCGGACUUUUGUCCGGAGCAAUAGUCGCGUACCGAGAUAAUAGAGUAUAGCCAUCGAUCACAGUGAGAAACACAGUGAGCGCGGUAUGCGCGAAAUAGUUGCUAUCCCGGUUGUAUAAGAUGUGAUCAAUGCAAUAGAUUUUAUUACACAUUACCUAUAUAUAGAUAUAUAUAGAGAGAUAUACUCCUAGUCAGGAUGGCACCCACGAUAUUACUUGUUGCAGUAUUUACACUCUUUAUACAGAUUAUCCCCCUCUUAUUUCCGUUUACUCUUGUUCUCCCUUUUAUUUUUUUUUGCAGAAAGUUUAAAUGGUUAUUCUCACAACGAUACGCCUACCGUAAGUUAUCAAUGAGAGACAAUAGACGAUAGAGAGAGAGAGAGAGAGAGAGAGAGAGAGAGAGAAUUAUUUAGUAUUUAAAAAGCAUCUUGCGCGAGCUGGAGGAUACCAAUAUAGUUAACGCGAUUAAGGGGCACAGAGUGUACAACUUUGCGUUUCUUUAGUUCUUUGUUUUAUUUUCCUUUAGAGAGAGAGAGAGAGAGAGAGAGAGAGAGAGAGAGAGAGAGAGAGAGAGAGAGAGAUAGAGUUUUCCGUUUCUUUUCUUCUUUUUCGUUUCCCCCCCCCCUCCCCCUCCGUUUAAAUACCGUUCAAUAAUAUGCCAAAUACGUGCGCGCACGCGUGCGCGCGCGUAUACUCUGCCAAAAGUAUGACGACAGUACUACCUCAUCAUUUCGCAAUCGCGUAGUUUUACAUACGCGCGCACACAUCCACACGGAAACACCGACACAUGCACACAGCCACAUGUACACACACACACACACACAGAGGGAACAUAAUAGCGAUUAACGAGAUAUAAAUGAUAAAACCUGUACAUUCCGUACAGCCGCUAGCACUAUCACUUGGUCCGGUUAGUGUCGGAGCAGUUCUCCUGCCAUUGCUACCCCAACGCAGAGGGUAACAUAAGUAAGAUCAUAAGUAGGAUCCCGGAGCUGCUCGCGGGUGUAGGAUUCUCAUCCCCGUGCUCGAUCGUGCUCGAUUCAUUUUCGCCUUUCUCCGAACGCGUGUCUCGCGAACAAUCGCAGAUCGCGGACUGAAUCGAGCCGAUCGAUACACACCUCCCGCGACGACCAUCUUCGUCCCGCCGAAUUCGUCGGCACGGAGACGCUCCGGGAUCCUCGCGCACGUGAUGAUGUCUGUCCGUACGUACAAUAGAUCCGUUGUUCUCUUUCCUUUUCUUUUUUUUGUUUUUUAUUUUUUUUUCGAUCACGAAGGCGCAUUAUGAAGUACCGUACGUACAAUAUGUAAAACCGUAGCGAGGAGUGAGUGAGCGCGAGAGCGAGCGAGCGAGCGUGCGUGCGUGCGUGCGUGCAUGCGUGAGCAGCCGUAAAUGCGCGCGCGGUUUCGUGUGACGCGCGCGCAACGGUCGCGGGUGGA
Molecule: messenger RNA, 4927 nt
Organism: Dinoponera quadriceps
Lineage: Eukaryota; Metazoa; Arthropoda; Insecta; Hymenoptera; Formicidae
Gene: chinmo
Product: hormone receptor 4
Exons: 7
Coding region: 181-1689 (502 amino acids)
Biological process (GO): regulation of transcription by RNA polymerase II
Cellular component (GO): nucleus
Molecular function (GO): protein binding
Source: RefSeq, a predicted model, not a curated record